Messenger RNA from Salvia splendens (bonfire salvia), 6379 nucleotides. RefSeq names its product DNA glycosylase/AP lyase ROS1. The transcript has 21 exons. Gene Ontology annotation, molecular function: 4 iron, 4 sulfur cluster binding; DNA N-glycosylase activity; DNA demethylase activity. Gene Ontology annotation, biological process: chromosomal 5-methylcytosine DNA demethylation pathway; base-excision repair. The record is from RefSeq and is a predicted model, not a curated record. The coding region runs from base 320 to 6157 and encodes 1945 amino acids. NCBI's taxonomy places the organism in Eukaryota, Viridiplantae, Streptophyta, Magnoliopsida, Lamiales, Lamiaceae.
GAUUAAAAAAAAAGAUUUAUCAGUUUCAAGGUUCUCUCUCUCUCUCUCUCUCUCUCUCUAAUAGAAAGCCCUGGUCUUUCUACUUGUCUGUUUCUCCUUCUCUCUACCCAUCUGCGAAUUUGCUGUGCUCUCAAUUCCUCUUUCGAUCGACAAUCGGUUGGAGAUCUUCAUUUGAGAUCGAAUUUUAGGAACAGAAUUGUGAAUUUAAUGACAUGAAAUGCAGUUGAGGGAUUGCAAUUUUUUAAGAGAGCAAAAGAAAUCCUAAAAUUGCAGCUUGAAGAAGCCAAUAUAGGAUUUUUACCAGUCCUGCUAUAGCAGGAUGUCAGUUAGGCGAGAAGAUACAGCUUCAAAACCAGAUGAGCUUCAGAUCGGCUCUUCAUGGAUUCCGGCAACCCCAGCUAAAGCCACUUUGACACCGAUCUGCACAAAUUGGGGAGAAAAUCAGACUGAGCAGGCAAAUUGCCUAGAGAGGGAAAGAUCAGCUUCCACUACUCAGGCGGCUCAAGCAAGUGUCCUUGGGUCGGAAGAAUUUGUGCAACACACACAAAGCCAGAUAGACCCUGCAUAUUAUGCUUCAAUGAGUGUUAACAAUGCAAGUCCAGUUCCCAACUGGCACACGAGCAUGACCACCUGUUCCCAAGUUUUUAAGGAUAAUUUGAUUGCUUUCGAGAGUUGGGCAGCCGGAGAGCCUGCCAAUUCCCACCUGUUUGGAAAAGGUUCCAGCACGUAUGAUAACCUCUCUACAACUAUGAAUGACCCAGAGCAAUGGUCAAAUGUCUCAUUUGGGAGUCUGAUGAAAGUGAUUGGCGAGAACACUGAAAAGGGGAAUGCCUUCAAGCAGAGUAAUUUUGUCACAAGCAGCAGUGCCUUUUUUAACCCUCAGUUUGACCAUAGUUUGCUAGAAGAACCACUUGACAGGAGUGGGGUUUCAACUUCCAGUUUUCAUCCGGGAGUUGAGGGAAGGCAGUUCACCAUGAGCUCUGGAAGUACUUCCAUGCAAGAUCAACACACCAUGCUUGGAGCAAAUUUUGAUGCUGAAUGGAGAAUAGUAAACACUGUCACUGAUAGCCAUUCAAUCCCCUCUCGGAACUUACUCGAUCUUAAUUCACCACCCAGAAUGAUUACUGAUGCAGCUAUGAGAAAGAGUACUCUGUGCCAGUUUGCACCUAUAACACCAGAGAAGGCAAACAGAGACGGCCAGCAGGAGUCUGCAAUUAAACAUCCAACCAUAGAUGAAGCACCUAUGGGAGAAAAUGACAUCAUCAGGGAAGGAGUGAUGCGACUACAUGAGAAGGGAAUGUCCCCUCUGGUGAACGAUCAAUUGAGUGAAGUCACGUCAACAGAGUUGCAGGAGAAUCACAAGCCUGACAAGGGAGGCAUGGAUGAAGCUUAUUUGCUCAAAACCCCUCAGCAGAAGACUAGGAGGAAAAAGCACAGACCAAAGGUCAUAAUUGAAGGUCAAAAAAAGAGAACUCCUAAAUCAAGUGUGCAGAAGACUAGUGCUCCUCAGGACACCACGAGAGUCAAGAGGAAGUAUGUUCGGAAAAAUUUUGUUAGCAGUCCCUUAGGAGGGGAAACCAAUGGAACAGAGCCUAUUAAUAAAACACCUAGUUCUAACGAAACUCCAGUAAGAAAGAGAAAGUACAGAAAAAGAAAAGGAAACAGCAACUCUGAAGAUGAUACUGAUAUGGAAACAACUGAAACUACAGAAAUACAGGGGGCGCAGCGUACUCGAAGAUCCUGCCGGAGAUCUCUGAAUUUCAACUCGGACAACCCAGUAAGAGAUGCUAUCUCCCCAGAUUGCCCCACUUCAAAUUGUGAAAGGGAAAUGCGAGCUAGGAACUUUGGCCCAAAAGACCGACCAGAAACAGAGAAGCGUCCCCAGAACCCCUUGCCGGACACAUUAAAUGGAAACCACAUGCCCACAGAUCAAAGUUUGUCUACCAUAGGGAAAUGCCAAAUAGUAUUCUCAAACGUUACACAUGAUAAAGAGGCUAAUACUGUUAGAGUGAGCAUGAAUCCUCAUGGCCAACUGACACCAAAAAGCCCCAGUGACUCCAUCAACAGCAGCACAUGUUUAAAAAGACAAAACAUUGAUAAACCUGAGGAAGCAGCACUUGGCAAUAGAAAUGAAUCAGGAAUAUUGUAUAAUUCUCUGCAGGCAUACCUUUCUUCUUAUACACAGAAUGCAGAUGGUGGCAUACCUGGAUUGUGUUUUCCAGCUAUCUAUAAAAAAAAGAGGACAGAGAAGGUAUACAGUACAGUAACAUCCAGCAUGCAGACUACAUCGUACUCGGACAAUGGUGGGAAACUUGAAAGACAAACUCUCACAGAUUCUUGCAAAAAUCUGUUUAUGUCACAGACUAAUCAGGGAUCUUAUGGUGCUCAAAGUCAGGGUAUUAGUCUGCAAACAACCAAAUAUGCAACUGAUGGCAUUCAGAAUGGAAAGCAGGUUUUUGAAGAUCUGUUAGCUUUAGGGUGCAUGCAAAACUUUAAGAGGAGAAGAUCAAAAGCCCCUACUCGCCAGAGGAAUGUAGCUUCACUGAUGGAAAAGUGUAAACAAUGGCCAAAUUUUCCGAGCAGAGCUGCAAAAGUUUCCAGAAAUCAAAAAAAUAUUGAAACUCUCAACGAACCACUUACAUGCAUUGAAGCUCUUGUGGCUGGAACCCGAUCAACAAUGGCAACCAAGAAGCGCUCAAAGAGAAGCAUGCUUAUCCAUUCAACAGUGCAAAAUUUGUAUAAUCACCAAAACUUUGGUGGCACUUCAAUGGGACCACCACUGGCUCUAACAUGGAAAAGCAUAUCUCUAGUUGAUUCAAUCACUGAUAAACUCAGACGACUAGAUCUAAAUGCCGAAAGCAGAGUAACACAAGAAAAGUAUAAUGCAUUUCUCGGAAAAUAUUCUAAAGGGAAUUAUGCUCUUGUUCCAUAUCAGAAUUCUGGAGCUGUUGUCCCUUUUGAUGCUUCAUUUGAUCAAGUGAGAAGAAGAAAACCAAGGCCUAAGGUUGAACUUGAUGAUGAGACAACAAGAGUGUGGAAACUUUUGUUAGAAAAUAUAAACAGUGAAGGCAUUGAUGGGACCACUGAGGAAAAUACAAAAUGGUGGGAAGAAGAACGACGAGUGUUCAUUGGAAGAGCAGACUCGUUCAUUGCACGCAUGCAUCUUGUACAAGGAGACAGACGUUUUUCUCCAUGGAAGGGAUCAGUUCUUGACUCAGUAGUUGGUGUUUUCCUAACUCAGAAUGUUUCAGAUCAUCUUUCCAGCUCUGCCUUUAUGUCACUUGCUGCUAGAUUCCCUGCCAGGCCAAGCAUCCACUCUGAAGAACUACACAGUGAAAGAUCAGAUGCUGCAACCAAUGACCCUGAAGUCUGUGCGCUUGAUUCUGAUGGGACCUUUAUUCUGACCAAAGAGAUCUUAAAUGAGACAGAUUGCAACGGCAAUACUAAAACACUUCAAGAUUUUAAAGACAGCAGUAUUAGAGAAUCAAACAGUAUGAAGCCCUCUGAGAAUGCUUCUGGCAGUGACAGUUUUCUACAAGGCAACUUCAGAGGUCAAUCGACAGAUACUUCUCUUGCUCCCAUUAUUUCCUGUGAAAUUGUAGCAAACAGAUCCAUGAGUUCGAACGAGGAUGGCAGAGACACAGAAGACACCCUUUCUUCUCAGACUCCAGAGAUUUCUUCUCAGAACUCUGCAGUUUCGCCAAUCGCACAAACCAAUGGAAAAAGUGAUUCAUGCUUAUUGAGCACCACAGAAGAAGAGCCAAAAGCUGGGGUUAAACCAAAUUGGUUGACUAGCCAGACAUCAUUCGUAAAGCUUCUACAGAUUGCAGACAAUGUAUUACAUGGGAAUCAUGGAGAAGGCAGUGACAAAAGAAAGCCUGAAGAAAUAUGCUGUAUACCAUCAGAAAGCUUGCCUUGCAGCUUGCAGAAUGAAGAUCAUUGCGAAAAUCUUACAGUGCCUGCUAGAACUGUUGCUGUGCCAGAUUUGGGAGCAAAAUCACCAGGCUUUGACAUGCAUCAGAAAGACAGCAAGUUCACAGAUAGUUCCAGCGAGAAAGAACUUUGUGGGGCUGAAAUUAGUGACCUGUCUUCAGAAUCUGCAUCAGGAACAACAUCACAGAAGUCCACUAUAAGUUUUGGGGUUCCAGAUCUUCCCAAUACAAUUUCUCACUCAAGCAGCAAUGAGAAAAUUGGGAUAAAUCGAAUGAAAGUUGACAAUCAAAGAGCACAAGCACCAGCAAAGAGUAAGAUGCAGGGGGGUUCAGAAAAAAACGCCUAUCAAAAUCUGAUGGAUGCUACAGAUAGUAGUAGCAACAUUGACAAUUUAAAAAAAUCAGAGCAUAAGGAAGUAAACUCAAAUAAGAAUUACCUCAAUAGCCAUACUGAGCAGACGAUUAAUGGACCCAAAUCAAGAGGAAGAAUCAGUAAAGAGAAGGAGACCAAAGUUGAUUGGGAUCAAUUGAGAAAGCAGGCAAUCUUUGGUGGACGAAAAAGAGAAAGAACAGACUGUACCUUAGACUCGGUGGAUUGGGAUGCCAUUCGAUGUGCAGAUGUUAACGAGAUCGCUCAAACUAUUAAAGAAAGGGGAAUGAACAAUAUGCUGGCAGAAAGAAUCAAGGAUUUCCUCAACCGCCUAGUUAGAGACCAUGGAAGUAUUGAUCUGGAAUGGCUUAGGGAUGUUCCACCAGAUAAAGCAAAAGAGUACCUAUUGAGUGUAAGAGGUUUGGGUUUGAAGAGUGUGGAGUGUGUACGGCUUUUGACUCUUCAUCACCUUGCCUUUCCAGUCGACACCAAUGUUGGCCGUAUAGCAGUACGAUUAGGGUGGGUACCUCUUCAGCCAUUGCCCGAGUCACUUCAGCUACAUCUACUAGAACUGUACCCUAUAUUGGAGUCAAUUCAGAAAUAUCUGUGGCCCAGGCUCUGCAAGCUUGAUCAAAAAACACUAUAUGAACUACAUUAUCAAAUGAUCACUUUUGGAAAGGUAUUUUGCACAAAGAGCAGGCCAAAUUGCAAUGCAUGUCCAAUGAGGGGAGAAUGCAGGCACUUCGCAAGUGCAUAUGCAAGUGCAAGACUUGCUCUCCCAGCACCACCGGACAAAAGUAUUGUGUGCGCAACUGAAAAUAAGAAAGUUGAUCAAAAUCCAAUUCGAAGUAUGGAUACCUUGCAAUUGCCAUCUCCUCAAACUGAAGAAGUGGAUCCUAAAUCUAGAGUAGGCAACUUGCAGUUGACAUCUCAAACUGAAGAAAUGGAUCCUAGAUCUAGAGUAAGCAACUAUAUGCCCAUCAUCGAAGAGCCGCAAACACCAGAGCCUAUAAUCGAAGUUCCCACCACACCGGAACCAGAUUAUACGCAAGAUCCAGAAUGUGAUAUUGAGAGUGCUUUUGGUGAAGAUCCUGAUGAGAUCCCCACCAUCCAACUGAACAUGGAAGAGUUCACUCACAAUUUGCAGACAAUCAUGCAGCAAAAUUCAGAACUGCAGGAAGGAGAGAUGUCGAAGGCCUUAGUAGCUUUAACUUCAGAAGCUGCUUCAAUACCAGUACCAAAGCUUAAAAAUGUUAGCCGACUCAGAACAGAGCAUCAUGUCUAUGAGCUUCCAGAUUCGCAUCCACUACUAGAAGGGAUGGAUAAACGGGAACCUGACGAUCCUUGUCCCUACCUACUUGCUAUAUGGACCCCAGGUGAAACAAUGGAUUCUAUUGAACCACCCGAAAGAAGAUGCAGCUCCCAAGAACUUGAGAAGCUCUGCACAGAUGAAACUUGUGCAUCAUGCAAUUGCACACGAGAAGCAAAAUCUCAAACUGUUAGGGGAACUCUUCUGAUACCAUGCAGAACAGCCAUGCGAGGAAGCUUUCCACUAAAUGGAACAUAUUUUCAAGUAAAUGAGGUAUUUUCUGACCAUGAAAGCAGCCUAUCUCCAAUGGACAUACCAAGAAAGUGGUUAUGGAACUUACCAAGGCGAACAGUGUACUUUGGAACAUCAAUACCAACUAUUUUUAAAGGUCUGUCCACAGAGGGAAUCCAGUACUGCUUCUGGAGAGGGUUUGUCUGUGUUAGGGGCUUUGACAGGAAAACAAGAGCUCCUCGUCCCCUGAUUGCCAGAUUGCACUUCCCUGCCAGCAAGCUAGUCAAAGGGAAAGGGAAGACAGAUGAGAGCUAGGCAUAGACUGCAGUUAGUUAGGCCAUGGUUGAACAGUGAGCAGCUAAGAGCAAAUAGCAUGGUGGAUUUUCCUGUAUCAUAUAAACGAAUGUCUAGGUUGUACCCAUUGCGAAUUAUCACAUUUUAUUACCAACUACUGAAUCUUGGCAUCUUGUAGGGAUCUAGGAACUGCCGUUUCAUUUCAUUUGUUGCUUGCAAUAAGAUUAAUUGGAAUUUGAACAA